Molecule: messenger RNA, 1155 nt
Organism: Hydatigera taeniaeformis
Lineage: Eukaryota; Metazoa; Platyhelminthes; Cestoda; Cyclophyllidea; Taeniidae
Source: the annotation of a GenBank genome assembly
AUGAAGACGAGUACCUGUGCGCACGUAACUGCACGGCAGUCGAAAAAAUUGGAAGCAUACAAGCCUAAACAGUGCUGUGCUUACUCUAAGGAUCCGGUGGUCAACAAAAUUGUUCUAAAAUUGAUAAAUCAGUAUGAGGAAUAUGGAGCUUGGCGCCAAAAAUCGAGGAAAGUUGCUAUUUUGGCCGGAAUUCCACCCAGUACUUCGUUAACACGUGGGAGUUAUUAUAAGCCUCGCCAAACUUUUCGUGAUCCGCCAGCUGAUGUUCUAAAUCUCCACGCGAACUUUUUUACUGAGCCCAAGGAUUUUUGUCCAAGAACACUCAGGUCGUCAGCGUCCUCUCGAAUUCGUGAACUUGCAUGCUAUAAUCCGCCUCGACGACGUCAGGUGGGCGAACAUUUGGAGAAAUCUGAUUCAGGAGAGUUUCGUGGAGUAUCUUUGGGCAAUGCCUAUCAAUCCCAAGUUCCGGGUUUGUCACGCAAAGGUGCUUCCCAAAAUUUUGUGCCGUCUCCAUCAUACAUACCAAACCAGAAGGAGCAACAGUUGAAAGCUAUUCGCCAUAUUGCCGUAAAAUUGGAGGUGCCUGCGGACUUAAUGCUGGAGUUCUUAAUUCAUCCCAACCACAAUCCUGUUGAAUUCGAUACAACGAAGAAGGCAGAGCUUAAUUCAAGUGUCAGCACCAAUGGCACUAAAGCUCCGAACGACAAAAAUUCUGACACUGACUCCCAGAAGAAUGAGGAUAGUCUCUCUAGUCCUUCCACGCCUUCGCAAGACUCUUGCCGCACUACCAUUACCAGCCAAUCAAGGCAAUUCGACUGUAGCUCUCGGAAAAUAGGGGAUGAAUCGGAUGUGGGGAGUGAAUCAGACGAUGCCACCAUAUCUCUUGCUUCAUUAUCGCCUUCAGACUGUCAAUCGUCCCAGCAACGGUCUUCAAAAUUGACGUCAGAAAUUGACACUUCUUCGGGGCUGUCAGGUGGAUUGCCUGCUAUAGACUCGGAGAUUGAAGAGACCAGUCGAUCCCUCAGUUCUUUUGACAUCAAAAGAACGGUUAAAAGUGAUAAGAAAAGUAAAGAUAAUAGUGGCAAUGACGAAGAGGAGGAGGGAACUGACAUCGAUGAGAGCUGCACUAUCGAAUCUUUUGACGAUGAUGAAUAG